Messenger RNA from Physeter macrocephalus (sperm whale), 624 nucleotides. Its product is annotated as lysine-specific demethylase 4D. The annotation marks the transcript as partial. Gene Ontology annotation, molecular function: histone H3K9 demethylase activity. Lineage: Eukaryota; Metazoa; Chordata; Mammalia; Artiodactyla; Physeteridae. Gene Ontology annotation, biological process: chromatin remodeling; regulation of gene expression. The transcript has a single exon. Gene Ontology annotation, cellular component: chromatin; nucleus. The record is from RefSeq and is a predicted model, not a curated record.
UCACCAGUAUAUGGUGCGGACGUCAGUGGCUCCUUAUUCGAAAGAAACACGAAGCAGUGGAGCCUUGGACACCUGGGAACCAUUCAGGACCUGCUGGAGCGGGAGUGCGGAGUGGUCAUCGAAGGCGUCAACACCCCCUACCUGUACUUCGGCAUGUGGAAGACCGCCUUCGCCUGGCACACGGAGGACAUGGACCUUUACAGCAUCAACUACCUGCACUUCGGGGAGCCCAAGACGUGGUACGCGGUGCCCCCGGAGCACGGCCGGCGCCUGGAACGCCUGGCCAGGGAGCUUUUCCCGGGCAGCUCGCGGGGCUGUGAGGCCUUCCUGCGGCACAAGGUGGCUCUCAUCUCGCCCACGGUCCUCAAGGACAACGGCAUCCCCUUCGGUCGGGUCACUCAGGAGGCUGGAGAGUUCAUAGUCACGUUUCCCUAUGGCUACCACUCUGGCUUCAACCAUGGCUUCAACUGCGCGGAAGCCAUCAAUUUCGCCUCCCCGCGCUGGAUCGAUUAUGGCAAAGUGGCCUCGCAGUGCAGCUGCGGGGAGGCCCGAGUUGCCUUCUUCAUGGACACCUUCGUGCGCAUCCUGCACCCGGAGCGCUACGAGCUGUGGAAACGCGGGCAG